CCAGCUCGCGCUCGAGUCCUCCGUCCUCCGCGGGUGCCACUGUCCGGGGACGGGGCCCUUUGAAGGUAGACGCCCGAGAGGCCAGCGGCGAGGCGAGCGUGACCCGGAUGCGUCAGCGGCAGCAGCAGCAGCAGCAGCAGCAGCGAUAAGCGGCGCCUCGGACCCUGGACCCCGGCGCCAGCCACAAUGGCCAGUUACGCGUCCCUGGAGAAGGUCAUGUCCUGCGGCAGGACCGGCGCCUCCUCCGCGCCCAAGACGCUGGCUUUUUCCAUCGACCGGAUCAUGUCGAAAAGUUCGGGACCCCGGGCGGACUCGGAGGAGCGAGCCGAGGGCAGGACGGUGCUGGGCGUGUGCGCGCCCAUCCCCUGCGUCAUCCCGCUGCAGCCCUUCAGCUACGACCUGCAGGCCAAGGCGCUGAUGAGCUACUCGGAGCUGUGGCGGGCCAGCCUGAGGGAGUCGCUGUGCGGGGCCCCCGGGGCCCGAGUGGUGAAGCCGCAGGUGCUGCAGCAGGCCGCGCCCGGCGCCGGCCCGCUCUACUACCUCAACUACCUGGACUCUGCCUACCAGCAGGCGGAGCUGCAGGCCGGACACUGGCUGUGCGGCCCGCAGGCCCCGGCCUCGCUGUCGGCGCGCCACCGGCUGCUGCUGCUGGAGAGCGCGCAGGUCAGCGGCGAGCAGCAGCUGCCCUCGCCCCGCUGCCCGCACAAGGAGCACCUGCCGGGCCAGCUGGACCAGAUCGUGCGGGAGAACGGCAGCGGCAGCCACGCCAGCGCGGACAAGAGCUUGCUGAAGAGCCACGGCAAAGUCGGCGGCGUCAGCGCGGACGGGAAGCCCAAGAACUUCACCUGCGAGGUCUGCGGAAAGGUCUUCAACGCGCACUACAACCUGACGAGGCACAUGCCGGUGCACACGGGCGCGCGGCCCUUCGUGUGCAAGGUGUGCGGCAAGGGCUUCCGGCAGGCGAGCACGCUGUGCCGCCACAAGAUCAUCCACACGCAGGAGAAGCCGCACAAGUGCAACCAGUGCGGGAAGGCGUUCAACAGGAGCUCCACGCUCAACACGCACGUCCGGAUCCACGCGGGAUACAAGCCCUUCGUGUGCGAGUUCUGCGGCAAAGGCUUCCACCAGAAAGGGAACUACAAGAACCACAAGCUGACUCACAGCGGGGAGAAGCAGUACAAGUGCUCCAUCUGCAACAAGGCGUUCCACCAGAUCUACAACCUGACCUUCCACAUGCACACGCACAACGACAAGAAGCCCUUCACCUGCUCCACCUGCGGCAAAGGCUUCUGCCGCAACUUUGACCUGAAGAAGCACAUCAGGAAGCUGCACGAGCAGGUCUUCUCCUCGGGGCCCGAGGCCCGGAGCUGAGCCGCAGGAGCCUGCCUCCCACGGCAACACUGGACUAGACUCUCGGCUCUGACGGUGGGACAGGGGACAGGGGCGUUGGCACUCGUGUCCGGAGGGAGGACUCGGCCUCCAAAUGAAAAGGGUGGUUUAUCCAAGUCGGUGAUGUAAUUUAAGCUGCGGACGCCCGCGGAGGGCUCUGCUCUCUGUUGUCACACAAAUGGUUUUAAUGUGAAUAAAUAAGUUAUAAGGUAUCCUGAACUCAAGCGGAAUCCACGUGCCGUUAUUUGGGGCCUGAAAGUUCCACGCACGCGGAUGCGUCCUCGGUUCUGACAUUUGAGACGGAAAACACACUGAUAUCGCCACUUGACUGCGGCUCUCACGAGGGGCCGAGUGUGUGUGCGCGCGCGCUCGCUCGCUCGCUCCUGGGGCCACUUUGCAUCUGCAUUU
Synchiropus splendidus (mandarinfish) is the source of this 1797-nucleotide messenger RNA. RefSeq names its product FEZ family zinc finger 2 (gene fezf2). Lineage: Eukaryota; Metazoa; Chordata; Actinopteri; Syngnathiformes; Callionymidae. The record is from RefSeq and is a predicted model, not a curated record. The transcript has 4 exons. Gene Ontology annotation, cellular component: nucleus. The coding region runs from base 187 to 1371 and encodes 394 amino acids.